This is a messenger RNA of Phytophthora nicotianae INRA-310, 1797 nucleotides long. RefSeq lists its product as hypothetical. Lineage: Eukaryota; Oomycota; Peronosporomycetes; Peronosporales; Peronosporaceae. The coding region runs from base 1 to 1797 and encodes 598 amino acids. The transcript is spliced from 3 exons. The record is from RefSeq and is a predicted model, not a curated record. Gene Ontology annotation, cellular component: membrane. Gene Ontology annotation, biological process: protein localization to membrane.
AUGUGGAUGAAGCUGCUGCUGCUCGUGGCAACGCUGUCUGUCGCGGCAGCCGAGGAUGACUACAAGAUGCGGGACGAGGUGGAGGUCGUUGCCAACACGAUCCGGCCAUACGCAAACCCCACUGAGACGUACCAGUAUUACAAGUUACCGUACUGCAAACCAAAGGAGCGCCAAUGGGACGAUCAUGACCUGGGUGAGUUGCUCACGGGCAGUCGCAAGGUUGUGACAGAUUACCGUCUCUACUUUGGUGUGGACCAGACAUACGCGCAGCUCUGCAAGUUGCCGAUGGCCCCGGAUGUCAUGAAGGUGUUCAAGGAUGCGGUGGAUGAGGACUACGAAUUCGAGAUGUAUGUGGAUGACAUCCGGCUUCGAGGCCAGGUGGGAUACCUCAUCCAGGAGGGCAUCCGCGAAGGUAUGAAGAUGCACUACUACCUGAACACACAUCUGCACUUCGACAUCGCCUACAACGAUGUGGAAGCAGAGGAAGGCAAGAACAAAAUUGUGGCUGUGAACAUGACGAUGGCAUCGUCCGAUCCGGACCUUGAAUACCACUACGCACUGUCGCCUGAGAAUAUUGCCAAGACACCCGAAGCAAUCUUCACGUACUCUGUGAAGUGGCACAAUCGACUGGAUCUGCUCUACGAGAACCGCAACGUUGACAAAGAACUGAUUGAGCCAGACGACUUGGAGCUGCAUUGGAUUUCAGUCAUCAACUCUUUCAUCUUAGUGAUGAUGCUCACGGGAUUCUUGUCCAUUGUGAUGAUUCGCAUUCUUAAGCGUGACUUCUCGCGAUACACGGACUUGGAGACUGGUGACGAUCAUGCACUGGAGGAUGAUUCUGGCUGGAAGCUCUUGCAUGCUGACGUAUUCAGGUUCCCAACGCAUUUGAACAUUUUCUGCGCUCUCAACGGUGCCGGUGCGCAGUUGUUCGUGAUGCUGUCGGUGGCUCUCGUAUCUUCGUUGCUUGGCAUCGUCAAGCCCAACAAGCGCGGUGGUAUGAUGACUGCCUUCAUCGUCCUCUACGCGCUCACUGCAGGCGUCGGAGGUUUCCAUUCUGCUCGAAUGUACCGUCAGCUUGGUGGUCAGCGAUGGGUGUGGAACAUCUUGCUGUGUGUGCUUAUUAUCCCGGGACCGCUGGUUGCGAUCUUCUCGUUUUUGAACUCGGUAGCGAUCUGGAACGACUCGUCAGCGGCUUUGCCUUUUGGCACCAUCAUGAUCGUGCUAGUGUUGUUCAUUACAGUGGCUCUGCCUCUGACCAUUAUCGGUGGUAUCGCUGGGCGGAACUCUACUGGCGAAUUCAAGUCCCCGUGUCGUACGAACAAGAUUCCGCGUGAGGUUCCGUCCGUGCCUGGCUAUCGCAGUCCGUUCAUCCUGAUCAUCGCAGCCGGAUGUCUCCCGUUCAGCGCUGUCUACAUUGAGCUGCACCACAUUUUCGCCGCGAUCUGGGGCCACUCGAUCUACACGCUGUUCGGUAUCCUGUUCUUGUCUUUCGUCAUGCUGGUGUUCGUGACAGCGUUCACGACCAUCUCGUUGACGUACAUCCAGCUCUCGUCCGAGGACCACCGCUGGUGGUGGCGAUCGUACAUCUCGGGCGGUACGACGGGGUUGUUCGUGCUUGCGUACAGCGUGUGGUACUACACGAGCAUUGCCGACAUGACCGGUUUCUUCCAGGCAGCGUUUUACUUUGGUUACACGAGCAUGAUGGCCUACUGCUUCUUUGUCAUGUUGGGCUUCAUCGGAUUUCAGAGCUCACUCUUUUUCGUCAACAAGAUCUACCGAACCAUUAAGGUGGAGUAG